Heterocephalus glaber (naked mole-rat) is the source of this 2374-nucleotide messenger RNA. RefSeq names its product angiopoietin like 7 (gene Angptl7). NCBI's taxonomy places the organism in Eukaryota, Metazoa, Chordata, Mammalia, Rodentia, Bathyergidae. The record is from RefSeq and is a predicted model, not a curated record. Gene Ontology annotation, biological process: blood coagulation.
UGCCUGCUGAUAGAGCUGAGCCAGUGGCUGGCAGGGGCAUAAUCCAAUAGGCGAAACUGGAAACACAAAUUCAGUCCUCCUGUCUCAGCCCAGAAACUGAGCAGGCAAGGAAAGAAAGCUGCCCUGUCUCCCUCCUCCCCUCCGCUGGCCAAAAUUUACGCUGACUUCACCCAACAGGCACCUGACCCUCCCGAUGGGGUGGGAGGGGCUAAACCCAUGCACAGGGCCAUGGCAGGGGUGGAGGUGCAAACACAGGCAAUAUUUAAGAUGCUGUCUUGGUAGAGCAGUCAGGCUUGAGAAGGAAAGCAACAGGGCAUCCAUUAGGCUCCACUUUCAGAAACUCAAGCUUUGAGGAAGGCUAAGGAAGAGUGAGGAAAGAGAGAGCAGCAUAGUGAGGCCAUCCAGAGCGAGAGCAGAAGGCUUGCUGAAGAAGAGCCUUUUCACCCAGGCCCACGGAAGAUGCUGACAAAGACUCUGCUGACUGUGACCUGGCUCGGCAUUUUCAUCGUGGCCUUUGUCAGCCACCCGGUGUGGCUGCAAAAGCCCCCGAAGCGUAAGACACCUGCACAGGUCAAAGUGGCCGCCUGCUGCGAGGAGGUGAAGGAGCUCAAGGCGCAAGUGGCCAACCUGAGUGGUCUGCUGAGCGAACUGAGCCAGAAGCAGGAGAGGGACUGGGUCAGCGUGGUCAUGCAGGUGAUGGAGCUGGAGAGCACCAGCAAGCGCCUGGAGUCACGGCUCAUGGACGCUGAGACCAAGUACUCGGAGAUGAACAAUCAGCUGGACAUCAUGCAGCUGCAGGCGGCGCAGACUGUCACGCAGACCUCGGUAGAUGCCAUCUAUGACUGCUCUUCCCUCUACCAGAAGAACUACCACAUCUCUGGGGUGUACAAGCUUCCUCCGGAUGAAUUCCUGGGCAGCCCUGAGUUGGAGGUGUUCUGCGACAUGGAGACUUCGGGUGGAGGCUGGACCAUCAUCCAGAGACGGAGGAGUGGCCUUGUCUCCUUCUACCAGGACUGGAAGCAGUACAAGCAGGGCUUUGGCAGCAUCCGAGGGGACUUCUGGCUGGGUAACGAACACAUCCACCGGCUCACCAGACAGCCAACCCGGCUCCGUGUGGAACUCGAGGACUGGGAGGGUGAGGUGCGCUACGCCGAGUACAGCCACUUUGCUGUGGCCAACGAAAUGAACAGCUACCGCCUCUUCCUGGGGAACUACAGUGGCGACGCGGGGAACAAUGCCCUCCUCUACCACAACAACACAGCCUUCAGCACCAAGGACAAGGACAAUGACAACUGCCUGGAUAAGUGUGCGCAGCUCCGCAAAGGUGGAUACUGGUACAACUGCUGCACGGACUCCAACCUCAAUGGGGUCUACUACCGCCAGGGUGAUCACAAGCAGCACCUGGAUGGCAUCACCUGGUACGGCUGGCACGGCGCCAGCUACUCCCUCAAACGCGUGGAGAUGAAAAUCCGCCCUGAAGGCUUCAGGCCCUGAAAGGAGGCUGCUGAGGAGCAGGGCUACAGCAAGGGGAUGUGGAGACAGGGAGAGCCGUGUGGGACAGGGAGAGGCUGUAGAAAGGGCAGGAUGAGCAAUGGCCUGCAAUCACCAAGGUGAGAGUAACUCUCUGAGAAGCAUAAAAUAAUUUAAUAUAUGUGCCAUCCAAGCCAGCACAUGCACCCAAUAAAAUGGUUUGCACCAAGGAUGUCCCGGAAAUGGGAUGAAGCACUUAAACCCAGUGGAUCCUGCCACAUACCACUCAGGGACCGGGCGGAGUGGGCUCACUCUGUCCCUCAUCCCUGACAAAGCAACCGUUUAUCCACUUUCUCUAAGUUAUGUGAGGCAAAAAGCAAAUCCCUUUGCUAAAAAGAAUGUUAUUUUGACUCUCAAAGGUGAAGCUUGAGUGUUACAGAAAGGAGCAGAAGUGGGUAGGAGAGGAGAGGAAAUUCUGCUUUUAAAUCAAAUGAAAUCAUUUUUAGCAUACACAAAAGUUGUUGGGCUGGAGAUGAGCUGUGUCUGUUGAGGAGACCCCAGGGCCCUCGGGGAGUCGGACCCUUGGAGCCCCUCCCGUCACCUGGGUUAGGGAACAGCACCGAGAGGUGAGACAGGUCUGGUGCAGCAGGAAGCAUGGGGGCAGUGGGAAGGGGGUGCAGCCCCUCAUGGAGCCUCGCACAAACCCGCCUAUAACAGUCACAGUCAACAGCGACACACCUACUUUUAUUCACUUUGUGAGAAAUGAGCUCAAAGAGCUUCCUUUUUUAUCUUGUGGAUAAGAAAUGGCUGAAAAAUGAAGACAGGUGGAGCUAUGGUUAACAAUUCAAGCUGUAUAUAAGCAUCUUGCUUUGUAAAAAUAAAAUACUGUAAUUUGUGACUUAAA